CCGAGUGGGCAACGCGGCGUGAGCAGCGGCCCCAGGCUCCUGGAGCAUCGCGCUCGGAGAAGACUUCGCUGCUCGGGGCCGCAGCCUGUGUGAUCUCAUCGCCGCCCUGUCGUGACUUCAUCAAUGUCGUGUUGUGACCUGGCUGCGGCGGGACAGUUGGGCAAGGCGCGCGUCAUGGCCUCGGAUUGCGAGCCAGCUCUGAACCAGCCGGAGGGCCGAAACCCCACCCUGGAGCGCUACCUGGGAGCCCUCCGUGAGGCCAAGAAUGACAGCGAGCAGUUUGCAGCCCUGCUGCUAGUGACCAAGGCAGUCAAAGCGGGUGACAUCGAUGCCAAAACUCGGCGGCGGAUCUUCGAUGCUGUGGGCUUCACUUUCCCCAAUCGUCUCCUGACCAGCAAGGAGGCACCGGAUGGCUGCCCUGACCAUGUCCUCCGCGCCCUGGGUGUGGCCCUGCUGGCCUGCUUCUGCAGUGACCCUGAACUGGCCGCCCACCCCCAGGUCCUGAACAAGAUCCCCAUCCUCAGCACCUUCCUCACAGCCCGGGGGGACCCCGAUGACGCUGCCCGCCGCUCCAUGGUCGACGACACCUACCAGUGCCUGACGGCUGUCGCGGGCACACCCCGAGGGCCCCGGCACCUCAUUGCUGGUGGCACCGUGUCUGCACUGUGCCAGGCAUACCUGGGGCACGGCUAUGGCUUUGACCAGGCCCUGGCACUCCUGGUGGGGCUGCUGGCCGCCGCGGAGACACAGUGCUGGAAGGAGGCGGAGCCUGACCUGCUGGCCGUGUUGCGGGGCCUCAGCGAGGAUUUCCAGAAAGCUGAGGAUGCCAGCAAGUUUGAGCUCUGCCAGCUGCUGCCCCUCUUCCUCCCCCCGACAACCGUGCCCCCUGAAUGCCUCCGGGAUCUGCAGGCCGGGCUGGCACGCAUCCUGGGAAGCAAGCUGAGCUCCUGGCAGCGUAACCCUGCACUGAAGCUGGCAGCCCGCCUGGCACACGCCUGCGGCUCUGACUGGAUCCCGGCGGGCAGCUCCGGGAGCAAGUUCCUGGCCCUGCUGGUGAAUCUGGCCUGUGUGGAGGUGCGACUGGCCCUGGAGGAGACGGGCACGGAGGUGAAGGAGGAUGUGGUGACCGCCUGCUAUGCCCUCAUGGAGCUGGGGAUCCAGGAGUGCACCCGCUGUGAGCAGUCCCUGCUGAAGGAGCCACAGAAGGUGCAGCUCGUGAGCAUCAUGAAGGAGGCCAUCGGGGCUGUCAUCCACUACCUGCAGCAGGUGGGGCCGGAGAAGCAGAAGGAGCCCUUUGUGUUCGCCUCGGUACGGAUCCUGGGUGCCUGGCUGGCCGAAGAGACCUCGUCCCUGCGCAAGGAGGUGUGCCAGCUGCUGCCCUUCCUCGUCCGCUACGCCAAGGCCCUCUACGAGGAGGCCGAGGAGGCCAAUGACCUCUCCCAGCAGGUGGCCAACCUGGCCAUCUCCCCCACCACCCCAGGGCCCGCCUGGCCGGGGGAUGCUCUUCGGCUCCUUCUGCCCGGCUGGUGCCACCUGACUGUCGAGGAUGGGCCCCGGGAGAUCCUGAUCAAGGAGGGGGCGCCCUCACUUCUGUGCAAGUACUUCCUACAGCAGUGGGAGCUCACGUCCCCCGGCCAUGACACCUCGGUGCUGCCGGACAGCGUGGAGAUCGGCCUGCAGACUUGCUGCCACAUCUUCCUCAACCUCGUGGUCACCGCACCAGGGCUGAUCAAGCGCGACGCCUGCUUCACGUCGCUCAUGAACACCUUGAUGGCGUCGCUCCCCGCGCUGGUGCAGCAGCAGGGGAGGCUGCUCCUGGCUGCCAACGUGGCCACCCUGGGCCUCCUCAUGGCCCGGCUCCUCAGCACCUCUCCAGCCCUCCAGGGAACGCCAGCAUCCCGAGGCUUCUUUGCAGCCGCCAUCCUCUUCCUCUCACAGUCCCACGUGGCGCGGGCCACGCCUGGCUCAGACCAGGCAGUGCUGGCACUGUCCCCUGACUACGAGGGCAUCUGGGCCGACCUGCAGGAGCUCUGGUUCCUGGGCAUGCAGGCCUUCACAGGCUGCGUACCACUGCUGCCCUGGCUAGCCCCCGCCGCCCUGCGCUCCCGCUGGCCGCAGGAGCUGCUACAGCUGCUGGGCAGCGUGAGCCCCAACUCCGUCAAGCCCGAGAUGGUGGCCGCUUACCAGGGUGUCCUGGUGGAGCUGGCACGGGCCAGCCGGCUGUGCCGGGAGGCCAUGAGGCUGCAGGCUGGCGAGGAGACAGCCAGCCACUACCGCAUGGCGGCCUUGGAGCAGUGCCUGUCUGAACCCUGAGGGGUGCCUGCUGGGGACAGACCGGGGGCGGGCAGCGAGGGAAGGAGGGAGGAGGCAUCUUCCCUGAAGCCCCCAGACCGGACCCCCUCCCCAGACAUACCCCCAAACACCCCAGCUUCUGGCUUUUCCAAGGGCAAGGGCAUAGUGCCCACCCCUCAAGUGUAAGGAACUGCGUUCCGCCCCCAGGUCUCCACAGGGGUAGGGAAAUCGACGUGGUUGUCCCCGCUGGGCCGGGGAAGGUUGGAGCAGCCCCGGGGAGGGGCACACGAGGUGACAUUGUGCCUGAUGCCUGGCUCCCCAGGAGAAGGGAGGCCCCAGGGUAGGACAGGGCUGGCAGAGACUGACUGGCUCAGCCCAUGUGCCCUGCCGGCCAGGGCGUGGGCUCCCCUAGGCUGUGGGGCCCCCCCGGUCCACGUCCCUGACAUCGGCCCUUUGGCUCUUGCCCUCGGCCUUGGGCAGAACAGGCUCAGGCCUCUGACAUCGCAGUUCUUCCUAUCGACUUAAGUGACCCAGGCUCUGAGCUGCCCCAUCCUGCCAGGACAUCCUGGGGCAGACAAGCCUGGUGUGGGGAGGGGGACCUCCUUCCACCCGAGCUUCCUCGAGGGGACCCAGGAGUCCUUGGACCCAGGUCUCUCCGCUUCUGUGUCGUGUUGCAGCAGAGUGACGAUGGGGGUUGGGGUUAUUUAUUUUGCCUGUCCUUACCCCAGCUUAGACACCUGAGCAUCUAAGCUGUCCCCCUGGCGUGGUCUGGCCUGGCUGGAGCCAGGAACAGGGGACACGUCCCCAGAAUCCGCAUGUUCUCCCAGUAAUUGCACCCCUUGCCACCAUGGUGCCUGGCUUUACCUCCCACCCCUGCUAUGACUCCUCUCUGCAGAGACGCGACUGGCGCUCCAGCAGGGACUACCUUUCUUAGGAACCCAGGGGGACCUCCCUACACGCCCGAUCCCUUGCUUCCCUCCCCCAGUGCGUUCUGUGAUCGCCGAGUUCAAAGCUGUGCACAUGUGGACACUCAAUAAAUGUUCAUUGGUGACUCGAACCUCC
Messenger RNA from Tupaia belangeri chinensis (Chinese tree shrew), 3354 nucleotides. It is a transcript of the gene NCDN, whose product is annotated as neurochondrin. Gene Ontology annotation, biological process: regulation of neuronal synaptic plasticity; neuron projection development. The coding region runs from base 124 to 2313 and encodes 729 amino acids. Lineage: Eukaryota; Metazoa; Chordata; Mammalia; Scandentia; Tupaiidae. The record is from RefSeq and is a predicted model, not a curated record. The transcript is spliced from 8 exons. Gene Ontology annotation, cellular component: dendrite.